This is a messenger RNA of Penicillium cosmopolitanum, 1278 nucleotides long. RefSeq names its product peroxisomal membrane protein PEX14. The coding region runs from base 1 to 1278 and encodes 425 amino acids. The record is from RefSeq and is a predicted model, not a curated record. The transcript is spliced from 2 exons. Gene Ontology annotation, biological process: protein import into peroxisome matrix, docking. NCBI's taxonomy places the organism in Eukaryota, Fungi, Ascomycota, Eurotiomycetes, Eurotiales, Aspergillaceae. Gene Ontology annotation, cellular component: peroxisomal membrane; peroxisomal importomer complex. Gene Ontology annotation, molecular function: signaling receptor binding.
AUGGUCCCCAAGUCUCACCAGCCUCCAUUCCUUCGUGGCAACGGCAGUCAGGAACUGCGCCAGCCGAUCAAUCGUCCUCGCCGUCCCCGUCUGCCGUCGACGUCGCCGAGCUCCGAGGAUGCGCCCGCACCCACCAACCGAGAGGACCUCCUAACCCAAGCGGCCAAAUUCCUCCAGGAUGAAUCCAUUCGUGACUCCCCAACCGACCGCAAAGUAACUUUCCUUGAAUCAAAAGGUCUGAACUCGGACGAGAUCGACCAACUCCUCGGCAUCACCCGAAACGCGGAGGCGACCAGCACCAGCCCAACCGCCGCAGAAAGCAAGAGCCAGGAAAUGCCAUCAACACCCUCUAGCGAUCAAUCCGAAGUCACCCCAUCCUCGCCCGUCACCGCACAAUCCUCACCCAACACCAUGUCUCAACCGCGCUCAACGGCCACAACCACAACCCCCGCCUCCGCACCGCGUGAUGUACCCCCGAUCAUCACAUAUCCCGAAUUCCUCUUCGAAGCCAACAAACCUCCCCCACUAGUCACGAUGAACCGCGUUCUCUACACCAUCUACGGCGCCGCCGGUCUCGGCGCUAGCAUAUACGGUGCUAGCGAAUACUUCGUGAAACCAAUGCUCGCAACCCUAACAAGCGCCCGCCACGAACUUGCCAGCACAGCGCAAGAGAAUCUCUCAAAGCUGAACGAGAAGCUAGAGCAAAGCGUCACCGUCAUCCCCGCCCACCUAACCGCGCGAAAGACCAGUCCAAUCGACGACGACGAAAGCAAUGAUACCGAUUCAGUCACCUCAGACCCUACGGAGCUUUUCCACCGGGACAUGGGCACACAGACGAGUCCCGAGACUUCUGAGUCUUCUAUCGCAGUUAUUGAGAAGGAGAGCAAGGCGCCAGAUGCGCCUACUCAGGCGGUCAAUAACCAUAUGAGUCGUCUGGAGUCUAUCCAGUCGCAGCUUAAGGAAGUCAAUGGUGUUGAUAAGGACUCCAGUACUCUGGAAGAUGACUUGCGUAGUAAGCUUACGGAUCUUCACCAUUAUCUGGAUGGUUUGAUCUAUGCGGCUCCGAGUUACUCUUCUUCUACGCCUUCCUAUGGUCUGUAUAGUAGCAAUACGAAUGGAACGGAUAGUGCUGCGAUGGGUGUGAAGAAGUCUGAGGAUGAAGCCAUUGCUGGUUUUAAGGCGGAGAUCCGUGGCGUCAAGGGUGCGCUGCUGAGUGCGAGAAACUUCCCUACCAGUCGGGGUGGUAGACUUGGGGGUAUGGCUUCGGCUGGAAGGUGA